AUGUUUGUCACUAAGUGGUCUCCAGGUAUCCAGCAAAUCAAACCAGAACUGGAGAUGGUGCCGGUUUGGCUUGAGUUUACAGGAGUACCACUCCAGUUCUUCAACAAGGAUGCCCUGAAAGAGAUUGCAAUGGUUGGACACCCACUUUGCUUGCAUCCUGCUACAGAAAACCUUACCAACAUCGAGGUAGCUAAGGUGUAUACUGUCAUUGACCCGAGGAAGCCACUCCCAGAGUUUGUCAAUGCACGAUUUGAGUGUGGAGAUACUAGAAGAAUUGCUGUUACGAGCCCUUGGCUCCCUUCACUCUGCUCUUUCUGCAAAAAGUUUGGACAUACUAUCACAAGAUGUAAGCAUGCUCUUAAAACUUGCCUGACUUGCAACUCAGUGAAGCAUCCUACUGCCUUGUGCCCCCGCACAAAUCACUCAGUUGCUGAUAAGGAGAAACAUGAGAAGAAGGAGGGUAAGAAACGGGAGGGCAAGAAACCGAUAAAAAGCCUUCUCCCUAUUGUUGGACAGCCUGCCGUGACUACUAAUACGGUGGACCCCAAGAAUGCUAAGCUGCCUGCCCCAAAACGCACGGCUGGCACCCAUAAGGAAAAACCAGCUGAUGCUCCCGCCUAUAAGGAGAUUCUGACAAGCUCCCUAUCUCCCUCAAUUGCUGACAUCGCGGCAUCCCCUGGCUCACAAGAUCUCUCAGCUGAAGGGUGUUUUGAAGAUCAUCAACAGACUAGCACUGGCUCUUCUGGCUCCUUCUCAGACAUUCCACUCUCUGAAGAGGAUGAUAACCCAUCAGAUGAUGAGGAUGAAUUCAUUGAAUUUUUCUCCAAGAGACACAAGAAGCGGGCAAAAGCGAAUGCUAGGGCUAGAGGCUCUUUAAUCCUCUAA
This is a messenger RNA of Brassica napus (rape), 885 nucleotides long. RefSeq lists its product as uncharacterized. The transcript has 2 exons. Gene Ontology annotation, molecular function: zinc ion binding; nucleic acid binding. Bases 1 to 885 code for a protein of 294 amino acids. Lineage: Eukaryota; Viridiplantae; Streptophyta; Magnoliopsida; Brassicales; Brassicaceae. The record is from RefSeq and is a predicted model, not a curated record.